UCCAAGAGGGCAACAGCUCAUGCCGCAGAGACCACUUCGAGCGGGGCGUUCUGUGUUACGCAGAGGAGUGUGACAGUGCCUCUGCUUUCCGUCAAGUCAAACAGUCGUGCCUGCUGAUGGACUCUGGAAACUAGGAGGGGAAGCUCAGCUUUUGCGUUAAUACGGUGUCCCAUGAACACAGAUGCUCGCUGUUUAAAUCUGACUUUAGACUUUGUUAAUUUACUUUAGUUUUACAUAAAAUGCUGAAGCCUAGUUAAUAAUCGGAACACGAUGUGGUUACAACAGACACAAUAACAUUGUUAGUAUUUCCCCACAAUAUAGUUAGGCAGCCUAUAUAUCGACUUCCAUUUCGCAGAAUUUCAUCUUUUCUCUCAGCUCGCGCAGGAGUACAGUCGUUUUAACAUCGCCUUGGCAACCGGGGAGCGCUGAGAUAUUUAUCGUCGCUCAACAAUAUCUUAAAGCAGUAUACGAUACUGUAUUCCUCAGAACACUGGUUUCAUAGUUAUCUGAAACAAGCGGAAUUAUUAAUGCGUGGAAGAAGACAGUUCGUUUUCCCUCGUCAAAAUGCCAGUGAGAAGGGGUCAUGUAGCGCCCCAGAACACUUACCUGGAUACAAUUAUCAGAAAAUUCGACGGCCAAAACCGCAAGUUCCUGAUCGCGAACGCGCAGAUGAAGAACUGUGGCAUCAUUUACUGCAAUGAGGGCUUCUGCCAAAUGUUUGGCUUCUCGCGGGCUGAGAUCAUGCAGCAGCCCUGCACCUGCCAGUUCCUGGUGGGACCGGGCACCAUGAAGGGGGCCCUGGCACAGGUGGCCCAGGCCCUGCUGGGCUCUGAGGAAAGUAAAGUGGAGAUCCUCUACUACGCUAAGGAAGGGACCUGCCUGCCCUGCCGCGUACAUGUGGUUCCAGUGAAGAACGAGGACGGCGCCGUCAUCAUGUUCAUCCUCAACUUUGAGGAGCUACUGGAAACCUCACACAAGAAGGGCGGACUCAGACAAAGGCUAGCCCAGGGCUGGAUCAGGGCAGGUCAGAGCCGAGGGGCGAGGCUGAAGCUGCCCUCCCUGCACACCAUCGCCCUCCAGCGCCAGCCCUCCAUAUCCAAGGACCAGUUCGAGGGUGUGGUGGUAGAGCACUUGCAGCCCAGCAAUGACCAGGUGCCCUUGAAGGAUUUCCACAUCCCGUCCAAGGAGAGCUGCAUGCAGUCUGAGACGGAGGCCCUGAUCGAGCAGGGCCGAUCCUCGCGUCCCAUUGGGCACUCUUCUCCAAAAUGGCACCCCGAGCGCCUGGACCCAGACAGACCCUUCCACGGGGACGGCCUGCCCUGGAGCCGGUCCCGGGACAGCCUGCGGACCCUUCGCCGCGCCUCCUCGCUCGAUGACAUCGACAGCAUGAGGACGGACUGGUGCGGCCGGGGUGGGGACCCGCGCCUGAACAGCAACCUAAAGCACAACUUGCUGAACUCCACCUCCGACUCGGACCUGAUGAAGUACCGCACCAUCAGUCGGAUCCCGCAGAUCACGCUCACGUUCGGGUCUGACCGCCUCCGCCCGCCCUCGCCCACCGAGAUCGAGAUCAUCGCGCCCAGCAAGGUGAAGGACCGCACACAGAACGUUACGGAAAAGGUGACUCAGGUGCUGUCCCUGGGAGCGGACGUGCUGCCAGAGUACAAGCUGCAGGCGCCGCGGAUUCACAAGUGGACCAUCCUGCACUACAGCCCGUUCAAAGCCGUGUGGGACUGGAUCAUCCUGCUGCUGGUUCUGUACACCGCCGUCUUCACGCCCUACUCGGCCGCCUUCCUCCUCAACGAGCAGGAGGACGAGCGGCGCCGCACCUGCGGCUACACCUGCAACCCGCUCAACGUGGUGGACCUCAUCGUCGACAUCAUGUUCAUCGUCGACAUCCUCAUCAACUUCCGCACCACCUACGUCAACCACAACGACGAGGUGGUCAGCCACCCGGGACGCAUCGCCGUGCACUACUUCAAGGGCUGGUUCCUCAUCGACAUCGUCGCCGCCAUCCCCUUUGACCUGCUUAUCUUCCGCUCAGGCUCGGAUGAGCCUCAGACGACCACACUGAUUGGCCUGCUGAAAACGGCCCGGCUGCUGCGAUUGGUGCGCGUGGCGCGGAAGCUUGACCGGUACUCAGAAUAUGGGGCGGCGGUGCUCUUCCUGCUCAUGUGCACCUUCGCCCUGAUCGCUCACUGGCUGGCCUGCAUCUGGUACGCCAUCGGCAAUGUGGAGAGGCCUUACAUGAAGAUCGGCUGGCUGGACAACCUGGCCGACCAGAUCGGCAAGCGCUACAACGACAGCGACUCCAGCUCCGGCCCCUCCAUCAAGGACAAGUACGUGACGGCGCUCUACUUCACCUUCAGCAGCCUGACCAGCGUGGGCUUCGGCAACGUCUCGCCCAACACCAACUCCGAGAAGAUCUUCUCCAUCUGCGUCAUGCUCAUUGGCUCGCUGAUGUACGCCAGCAUCUUCGGGAACGUGUCGGCCAUCAUCCAGCGGCUGUACUCGGGCACGGCGCGCUACCACACCCAGAUGCUGCGGGUCAAAGAGUUCAUCCGCUUCCACCAGAUCCCCGGGGGCCUGCGCCAGCGCCUGGAGGAGUACUUCCAGCACGCCUGGUCCUACACCAACGGCAUCGACAUGAACGCUGUGUUGAAGGGAUUCCCAGAGUGCUUGCAAGCAGACAUCUGCCUGCACCUGAACCGCAGCCUGCUGCAGAACUGCAAGGCGUUCCACGGGGCCAGCAAGGGCUGCCUGCGCGCCCUGGCCAUGCGCUUCAAGACCACCCACGCCCCGCCCGGCGACACCCUGGUGCACUACGGCGACGUGCUCACCGCGCUCUACUUCAUCUCGCGUGGCUCCAUCGAGAUCCUGCGCGAGGAUGUGGUGGUGGCCAUAUUGGGUAAGAAUGAUAUCUUCGGGGAGCCCCUCAGUCUGUACGCGCGACCCGGCAAGUCCAAUGCAGACGUGCGGGCGCUGACCUACUGUGAUCUCCACAAGAUCCACAGGGAUGACCUGCUGGAGGUGCUGGAUAUGUACCCAGACUUCUCUGAUAACUUCUGGAUCAACCUGGAGAUCACUUUCAACCUGCGAGAUGUAGAUGGAAUCUUCCAGUCGGUGCCCAGUGAAGACUCUGAAUGUGGUUACCGGCGGCCAAGGAGAAAGAGAAACUCCCUGCACCGCCGCAACCGGCCCGAUGGGAUGGAUCGGGAAGAACCCUACUCCAACCAGCCUUGCCCUACCAUGGCAAACCACCAGGGGGCAUCACUUGGUCCACAGUGGGAUGAGCUCUGCAGCACUGGCAGUUCCUGCUCUCAGUCCAGCCAGGAAGAAAUGAAGCCCCUGGCCCACAGCCCCGCUGAGCUGUACCCGCCUGGAGGUGACAGCUGUGACUACCCCCCCACUGUGGUCAGCCUGCUGCCCCCUAGCAGUGCCACAGCAGGCACGGGGGGCCCCAUGGAACGAAAUGGCACCUAUACAGGUACUGGUGAGAGAGUGGCCGCUCUGAACAUGCCGAGUCUGUACAGGUUCUGUCCCGACCGCCGGUCCAGUCAGUUCUCAGAGAGCACGCGCCGCUCCUCCUCCGUCAGGGCCACCUAUCACCCGCCCCCCUGCGCAGAGGACCGGCCCAGCGAGCUGGAGUCCCGCCUCGAGCUGCUCCAGUCCCAGCUCAACAGGCUGGAGACCAGGAUGACGGCCGACAUCAACAUGAUCCUGCAGCUGCUGCAGAGGCAGGCGGCCCCGGUGCCCCCCGCGUACUGCGCCGUGUCGCCCGGCUCCCGCCGCCCGCGCCCCACGCACCCGCCCCGCCCGCGCAGCCCCGGCACACAGGCCCCCGUCACGCCGGCGCGGACGCACAGCCGGCCCUCGCCCCCGCAGAGCGUGGAAGCUCCCGAUCCCGACAGGCUCAACACGGACUCCAGGCGCUCCGUGUUCAGCGGCGUCCGCCUGGCCAUGCCCCCUGACCAGGUCACGCCCCUUUCGCCUGAGACGCGCGCGGCCACGCCCUGCCUGAGGCCGUCCCCGGUCCUCGUCUCCGCGGGCGCGGGCGGACUGAGCGGCGGCCUGCGCUCCCCCUCGCUCCCCGAGAACCUGGAGACCCCCGCGGGGCCUGCUGACAUACAGAGACACAUCUCAGACCCAGUUCUGCCUGGCAGCUAGAGCCCCCCACCUCACUCAGCUCUGUCCAGUGGCACUAAGCCACGCACACAUAUUAGGACAGGAGCACGGCCACGCAGCUGGCCACCGGGUACCCAUCGACCACCUCUGCGUCUCGGCCGCCCUCCUCUCUCUCCUUUCCAGCACGCACCCCAUGGCCUGUGGGAGAACAGCGGCUUAUCUACCUGGAGAACACAAGAGCACCUCCAGCUUCUCCUGAAGCCAGUGCAGAACGACGUAUGGAAGUAUUAGGAACUUUCUCUUAGCCGUACACAAGCCAUGCCCUGUCUCUGUUGCCUACUGGACAGGAAAAUAUAAGCACAACCAAACUCCCAUCGCCCCCGUGGCUUUGAAACAUAGCUGGCUCUGUACACCUUUGCAUAUGUUGUGUUUUUGUGACUACGCACCUUCUCUGAGGAGAUUUGAAUCGUGUCUGAAAAGUAACGACACACAUUUGCCAGGGCACACAGAUUUUAAUGAUACCGUCAGUGGACUGUUAGUCUGUGGCCAUACACCGUACAGUCUCAGCUGUGAUGGGGCAUAGAUCAGGUCUGAAUAUGUGGGUGGACAGUGCACAGUUUAAGGGGGCUGUGAGGAGACAUAUAUAGGCGCAACAUGUGAAAAGGGUCACACAACUCCCCCCCCGCCCCCCCCCCCCCCCCCCGCCCCAAGCACCAAUAAUGGAUGUGAGCUUGUCAGAGGACAGGAUGAGUCUACGCACAAGCAGUAACUAACAGAUGCCCCCAGAUGCUCAGCUGUAGACAUUUUCCAGUUAGGUACCAUAUCUAUGUUUUUUUAAAAACUCUAUUAUGAUCAUUUUAAAGUAGAUGCCUAAAUCUGCACUUUUCAUGCAUUUUAUGUCCACCAACAAGACAAUGAAAGCUUGGGACUGGUUGCAUGAGCAUACCAUAAGAGUUUAAUUUGCACCCGGGUACAGGCAUACCCACAGGUACAGAUUCAGUUAGACUACAACCCUACCGGUACUCUAUAAUCAAGCAGCGAUUUUCGUCAGAUUUCAAAGAACAGUUGUCUAACCUCUGCCAAAUGAAAUUGUUGGCGCAAUUUUGUAUUGUAAUUUAUUUUGUCUUUCUGCAACCUUAACGUAAUGAGGGGUGACGGGUGUGGUCUGGACACACAAGCACAUGUAGCAUACUUGAGCGUCUGGCGUUUCCACUGCUGUAAAUCUUAGAGAAGCAACGUGGUGUUUUUAGGACAUUUAGGACUGCUUGUUUCCAACGCGACUCCUUUAUUGAUGUGUUUGCAUAGGCAGGUGAAUGUAACAAGACAUGAACCCUUCAUUGUUUUGAAAUUUUAAAAGGUUUCGUAAAGCAUGAAGAAUUAUUUUUUUAGAUUGAAGUGACCGAUAAGCAUUUCAAUUAAAGUGUUUCAAUUCUGU
Anguilla anguilla (European eel) is the source of this 5560-nucleotide messenger RNA. Its product is annotated as potassium voltage-gated channel subfamily H member 6-like. NCBI's taxonomy places the organism in Eukaryota, Metazoa, Chordata, Actinopteri, Anguilliformes, Anguillidae. Gene Ontology annotation, cellular component: membrane. The transcript has 16 exons. Bases 565 to 4167 code for a protein of 1200 amino acids. The record is from RefSeq and is a predicted model, not a curated record. Gene Ontology annotation, molecular function: inward rectifier potassium channel activity. Gene Ontology annotation, biological process: regulation of heart rate by cardiac conduction; regulation of ventricular cardiac muscle cell membrane repolarization; membrane repolarization during action potential.